AUGGAUCUGGCACUCAUCCUUCUCCUGUCUGUAGCAGCUGUGUCUGGGUGUGGAGUACCCAGCUAUCAGCCCGACACUAACCGUGUGGUGAACGGAGAAGAAGCCCGACCAUACAGCUGGCCAUGGCAGAUUUCACUGGAAUCUUUUUUUCCCACCUGUGGAGGAACUCUUAUAGCUCCAAACUGGGUCUUGACCGCUGCACAUUGCAUCACAUUCCACACAUACCGGGUGGUUCUUGCAGAACAUGACAUGAACAAAGAAGAGGGACCUGAACAGUUUAUAAUGGUAGAAAAAAUGUUCAUUCAUCCCAAAUGGAAUGACAACUGCGUGUCUUGUGGGAAUGACAUUGCCCUGCUAAAGCUGGAGACUAGUGCUGUUAUCAAUGACAAAGUUCUUCCAGCUUGCCUGCCACAGCACAGUGAAACUCUGGCCCACAACGAGCCCUGCUACGUCACAGGCUGGGGUCGUCUCUACUCUGGUGGUCCUAAGGCAACUACACUCCAGCAGGCCCUUCUUCCAGUGGUGGAUCACAGUAUCUGCAGUCGAAGUGACUGGUGGGGUAGCUCAGCUAAGACUACCAUGAUCUGUGCAGGAGGAGAGAGCAAGUCAGCCUGUCAUGGUGACUCUGGAGGCCCUCUGAACUGCAAGGGCAGAGAUGGCAAAUGGUACGUCCAAGGAGUGACUAGUUUUGUGGAUGGGCGUGGAUGUAACACCCCACAGAGGCCCACUAUGUUCACCCGUGUAGCCUCGUUCAUCCCCUGGAUCACUGAGACCAUGGCCCAAAACUGA
Molecule: messenger RNA, 789 nt
Organism: Sphaeramia orbicularis (orbiculate cardinalfish)
Lineage: Eukaryota; Metazoa; Chordata; Actinopteri; Kurtiformes; Apogonidae
Product: chymotrypsin-like elastase family member 3B
Exons: 7
Coding region: 1-789 (262 amino acids)
Biological process (GO): proteolysis
Molecular function (GO): serine-type endopeptidase activity
Source: RefSeq, a predicted model, not a curated record